AAUCUUUGAAUACCCGGCCCUGUGUACAAGAUCACGGCCGAAGCGUGGACCCAAGCAUGCUAAGCAUUGACUGUGCGAAUCAAACAUUGGGCUGUAGAAAAUUUAGAGGUUACAUUGACUUCAAUAACAACGGAGAUGCAACGGAAGAAACUACCUACCAUAUACUGUAUCUUGGAUGUGGUGAAUAUCCAAUGGACCAUUGUUUGUCUCCGACCCCGACGGGGAUAGUGGAACUUCUACAAGCUUUACCACCUGUAAAGGAAGCCUUGGAUGAAAGCGUUGGUCACAAUGUUACUUCUGAUCACGUAGAUAAAGGUGUAUUGUGCAGACACGGAUGUUACACCGAUAAUUGCAAUGGCGCCAAUUUCAUCCAGAUGAGCCACGCGCUGGUAGUACUUUCACUCUCCUCGAUCCUCUGGAAUAUGUUUUGGAAGCACAGGGGACAGCAUUUCGUGGAAAUCUAAGGGCCUUUUCACAAGUGAAUCUUGAAUCAUUGUAAUGAUGAUUGCUAUUGUAAUCGUGACUGUGAUUAGCGUUCGUGAUUCUAAUCAUGUUCUAGUUUGGUUUCACACGUGCUAAAUAAUCGUCAUUAGCUUUAUUUUUCACUGGAAUCAUCAUUCAAAUUACGAUUAUUUUUUUACCGUGUGAAAGGGCGGUAUAUCGAACGGAAUUCGUGUUUCCUCUUCUUCUUUAUUGCCGUACUUUUUGUUGUUGUGUUAUUUUCCACUCUACUAACAUUACUACUCCAUCUUCAUUUUAUUCUUCUCAUUCCUCCCGUAUUAUUCUUCUCACUCAUCCCCUUCAUAUCCUUUUUUUCUUAAAAAUAAUUCUUCUGCUUACUAUCGUCUUUCUCCUUCUCCGUUUUCUUCUUGUAUCUCUGCUGGAAUGAAUGCAUUGUCGCACAAGUGUUCGCAGUGUGUACACAGUUUGUUCGCAUUAUGUUCACAAUGUGUUCACAGGGUGUUCACAAGGUGUUCACAGUGUGUUCUCAGUGUGUUCUCAGUGUGUUCACUGUGUGUUCUCAGUGUGUUCACAGUGCGUUCACAGUGUGUUCACAAUGGAUUCAGAAUGUGUUCACAGAAUCUUUAAGUUUACAGAAUCUUUAACUAUGUGCUCACAAUAUGUUCACAGUGUGUCUCAGUGUGUUCACAUUGUUUUCACAGUGUCAUAAGUAUGUGCUCGCAAUAUGUUCACAGUGUGUUCAGAGUGUGUACAGAGUGUGCUCACAAUGUGUUCUUAGUGUGUUCACAGUGCGUUAACAGUGUAUUCAGUGUGUUCACAGUGUGUUCACAAUGUGUUCACAAUGUAUUCACAAUGUGUUCACCUAAUUUUUAAGUGGCAUAACUAUGUGAUUACAAAAUGUUCUCAGUGUGUUCACAAAGUGUUCACAGUGUGUUCGCAGCGUGUUCACAGUGUGUUCUCAGUGAGUUCACAGUGUGUUCACAGUGUGUUCACGGUGUGUUCAGAGUGUGUUCACACUGUGCUUACAAUGUGUUCACAGUGUGUUCACAGUGUCAUAAGUAUGUGCUCACAAUAUGUUCACAGUGUGUUCAGAGUGUGCUCACAAUGUGUUCUUAGUAUGUUCACAGUGUGUUUAGAGUGCGUUCACAGUGUAUUCAGUGUGUUCACAGUGUGCUCACAAUGUGUUUACAAUGUAUUCACAAUGUGGUGUUCACGGUGUGUUCAGAGUGUGUUCACAGUGUGUUCACGGUUUGUUCAGAGUGUGUUCACACUGUGCUUACAAUGUGUUCACUAUGUCUUCACAUUGUGUUCACAUUAUGUUCACAGUGUUUUCUUAGUGUGUUCACAGUGUGUUCACGGUUUGUUCAGAGUGUGUUCACAUUGUGUUCACAGUGUGCCUACAAUGUGUUCUCUGUGUGUUUACAUUGUGUUUUCACAAUGUGUUCACAGUGUUUUCACAGUAUCACAACUAUGUGAUCACAAUAUGUUCACAGUGUGCUCACAAUGUGUUCACAGUGUUUUACAGUGUCAUAACUAUGUACUCAAAAUAUGUUCACAGUGCGUUCACAAUGUGUUGACUGUGUGUUCACAAUGUGUUUGCUCUGUGUUCACAGUGUGUUCUCGUGGACUAUGUGAAGAUACGAUUCACACUAUUUAAAUGCUCUCAAUAGCAGUGUGAAUAUAUUUCCACACUGUAAUACCUGUGGAAACCUCGACAGUGUGACAGUUCACAUGGUCGACGAUGAGCAAAAUGUGAUCCAUGCUGUUAAAAAUGAUAAAAUUCAACAGUGUGAAGGUGAUUUCAUUUUGUGUUCCACACUGUGAGCACACUGUGGAACACAUUGUUGACUUCGUGAUCUUUCCAGUAGGUAUACAUUUUUAUGAUCACGAUCUUCGUGCUUUUUUUUUUUUAAUAUUCUGUUCAUCCCUCACCUCUAUCUCCUACUCCAAUGUCCCCUUUUCCUCCUCAUUCUCCUUUCUCUCAUUCCAGUUAGGCUGUAGUAAUCAUUUAUAAGAAUAUGAUUAUAUUAAAAAACCCGGAAAAUUCAUUUACCGUUAGAUUACAUUGUUGCAUUGAUAUUUUUGCAUGUUAUAAAAUAUUUUGACCAUAUCAUAUAUAUAUAAACAAUUUAAUACAAUCGUUUUUAAUAUACCAUAGUGUACAGUAGGGCAUAUGCUUAUAUUUAUUGUUAUCAUAUUGUUAAUAUUAAAUCGCUCGAGGCGUGAUCUUCUAUAUAUAGCAUCGCUCGUAACUGUGAUUUUUUUUUCAUUUGGUAAAUUGCUUGAUUGUCUUCUCAUCGCGUAAACUUUGAAGACUUCGAAAAUAAAUCUUUGCACUUAGCAUGAUUAUCUCCAUAUUGCCUGUGAUAUCAAGCAAUAUGGAGAUAAUGCUAGUUACUAUUAUUAUUAAUAUGAUUAUCAUUAUUACUAUUCUGAUUAUUAUUAGUAUGAUCCAUUAUGAUAUCGAUGAUUAUUACUAUUAUUUUGUUAUUAUUAUCAUUUUUGUAUUAGUAAAAACAUUGCAUUGUUUUGUCAUUAAAGUAAUCGAUAACAGCGUUGUCUAUGUU
Messenger RNA from Lytechinus pictus (painted urchin), 3029 nucleotides. RefSeq lists its product as uncharacterized. The record is from RefSeq and is a predicted model, not a curated record. Bases 57 to 464 code for a protein of 135 amino acids. The transcript is spliced from 3 exons. NCBI's taxonomy places the organism in Eukaryota, Metazoa, Echinodermata, Echinoidea, Temnopleuroida, Toxopneustidae.